Closterium sp. Yama58-4 is the source of this 1743-nucleotide messenger RNA. Lineage: Eukaryota; Viridiplantae; Streptophyta; Zygnematophyceae; Desmidiales; Closteriaceae. The record is from the annotation of a GenBank genome assembly.
AUGUGCACGGGGUCUAUGUGCACGGGGUCUAUGUGCACGGGGUCUAUGUGCACGGGGUCUUUGUGCACGGGGUCUAUGUGCACGGGGUCUAUGUGCACGGGGUCUAUGUGCACGGGGUCUAUGUGCACGGGGUCUAUGUGCACGGGGUCUUUGUGCACGGGGUCUUUGUGCACGGGGUCUAUGUGCACGGGGUCUAUGUGCACGGGGUCUAUGUGCACGGGGUCUAUGUGCACGGGGUCUAUGUGCACGGGGUCUUUGUGCACGGGGUCUUUGUGCACGGGGUCUUUGUGCACGGGGUCUAUGUGCACGGGGUCUUUGUGCACGGGGUCUAUGUGCACGGGGUCUAUGUGCACGGGGUCUAUGUGCACGGGGUCUUUGUGCACGGGGUCUAUGUGCACGGGGUCUAUGUGCACGGGGUCUAUGUGCACGGGGUCUAUGUGCACGGGGUCUAUGUGCACGGGGUCUUUGUGCACGGGGUCUUUGUGCACGGGGUCUAUGUGCACGGGGUCUAUGUGCACGGGGUCUAUGUGCACGGGGUCUAUGUGCACGGGGUCUAUGUGCACGGGGUCUAUGUGCACGGGGUCUAUGUGCACGGGGUCUUUGUGCACGGGGUCUUUGUGCACGGGGUCUUUGUGCACGGGGUCUUUGUGCACGGGGUCUUUGUGCACGGGGUCUAUGUGCACGGGGUCUAUGUGCACGGGGUCUAUGUGCACGGGGUCUUUGUGCACGGGGUCUUUGUGCACGGGGUCUUUGUGCACGGGGUCUUUGUGCACGGCACGGGGUCUAUGUGCACGGGGUCUUUGUGCACGGCUUCUUUGUGCACGGGGUCUUUGUGCACGGGGUCUUUGUGCACGGGGUCUAUGUGCACGGGGUCUUUGUGCACGGGGUCUAUGUGCACGGGGUCUAUGUGCACGGGGUCUUUGUGCACGGGGUCUUUGUGCACGGGGUCUAUGUGCACGGGGUCUUUGUGCACGGGGUCUUUGUGCACGGGGUCUAUGUGCACGGGGUCUUUGUGCACGGGGUCUUUGUGCACGGGGUUUUUGUGCACGGGGUCUUUGUGCACGGCACGGGGUCUUUGUGCACGGGGUCUUUGUGCACGGGGUCUUUGUGCACGGGGUCUAUGUGCACGGGGUCUUUGUGCACGGGGUCUUUGUGCACGGGGUCUAUGUGCACGGGGUCUUUGUGCACGGGGUCUUUGUGCACGGGGUUUUUGUGCACGGGGUCUAUGUGCACGGGGUCUUUGUGCACGGGGUCUUUGUGCACGGGGUCUUUGUGCACGGGGUCUUUGUGCACGGGGUCUUUGUGCACGGGGUCUUUGUGCACGGGGUCUAUGUGCACGGGGUCUUUGUGCACGGGGUCUAUGUGCACGGGGUCUAUGUGCGCGGGGUCUAUGUGCACGGGGUCUAUGUGCACGGGGUCUUUGUGCACGGGGUCUAUGUGCACGGGGUCUUUGUGCACGGGGUCUAUGUGCACGGGGUCUUUGUGCACGGGGUCUAUGUGCACGGGGUCUUUGUGCACGGGGUCUUUGUGCACGGGGUCUUUGUGCACGGGGUCUUUGUGCACGGGGUCUAUGUGCACGGGGUCUUUGUGCACGGGGUCUUUGUGCACGGGGUCUUUGUGCACGGGGUCUUUGUGCACGGGGUCUUUGUGCACGGGGUCUUUGUGCACGGCACGGGGUCUAUGGAUGCUACUUGGCGCCGCCUCAAUGCCUCGCACUCCACGGGCGCUCCCUUGCCUCCUUGA